GUCAGGAUUUGCCACAGGAACUGAACAAGGGGCCGAAGGGAACAAGUGCAUUCACGGAGUCUCAUCCCCUCACGAGUGAAUGCAAUAAGGUUCAGAGACAAACAGAUAUCCCUGUACCCUUAUUCUCAGCAGCUUCCCAUAUACACAAGUAGACGCAGAAUGAGAGAUUACAGACCAAGACAGGGCCACAGACAGCCACUAAGAUAUCUAAUGGAGUGCAGGUACAGGUGGAAAAAAGUAUGUACAGGUACAAAACAGAUAAGACACAACACUCGACAGAUACAAGACUUGUCCACAUGUCUGCCUACACACGGGUCACUCACUAAUUGCAAAUUGCUUCUGCGCUCGGCAGAAGCUCCUACAUCUUGCUAACGCCACACAAGUGCUCGUGCCCGCAUGUUCCUCCAUGAUCCUUCUUCUCGGCGGCUUCGUAUUCUUCUUGACCUCCGUAAUUUCCCGCUUUGGAUCGACGGCCCACACGUCAGGUGAUGCGCCAGCCACGUGGAGAAUGAAGACGCCCUCCCCUUCAGAGGCAAAAGAAGGUGCGAUUGCACGCUCCUUCCUCUUGCCCAUCGCACGCAUCCGUCGACCUGGCAAGAUGUCAACGUAAAAGUUCUCGUUCCGCUUCAGAUCAAACUCGCGUCGUUGAAUCCGGUUAAGCCCAGGCGGGUAAGCCAUCCCAGCAUCUCCCGUGGCGACGUCAAGGUAGGGCGGUGUGCCCCAUAGUUGCUCCUCUUCUCCAUCGUCAUCGUCACUUGCCAUGAUGCCUCCGCUACUUCGGCUUUCUGCUGCUGCAUUUACUCGUUUCGUCACCGCUUCCCUCUCCUCCCUUAUCUUCUCCACCUGUGCUUUCGUUGUGUCCUGGACCAAAACGUCUUCCUUCGGCAGGCAGUCGCAGUGCACCGGUCGAGGGGUCGAGGGAGGGAUCACACGAUCCUUCCUGAGUGUCUGGAGCUGCGCGUUGGGCAGGAUGGCAAAAUGGGACGAAACACUUCUGUCGAGGUAUUCAAGACACUCGGAGCCGUUACAAAGCCUGCCGCAAGGCCUGAAGUCCUCUCUGCACCGUUUUUGGUCUUCUCUCGGAAGCGACUGGUAGUUGAGAUAUACCUGCUCGCCGUUCUGAAAGACAAGAAGCAUUUUACAGAGCUGUUGGAUGUCUGUUGAGGUCCGAAUGCACGUACCAGGCCGUGUCGCGGUGGCGGCAUGACCUUCAUAAGAUCGAUGACAGACUGGAGAAAAUUGCGGGAGAAAGCUGACUGUCGCCACAUCAUCACACUGCAGGCACGUAGCGAGCAAAGAGGGUGGACAUGUCGCCCACUCUUCCAGCUUACCCUGAAUUGAAGAACCAUGCAGUGACGUCUGACGUUAGGAUGGCAUCUUUGUCCGGAUUUUCAGCUAUGAAGUCCUCCAAUCGCUUCUCACAGUCCAUGAAGAGCGUAUCCUGAAUUGGCAACGCCGUGUGGAAGGGCAGUGAGCAGCCCGCCUGCUUACCGCAUCUUUCCACACAACCCACUCGAGGUCCAUGUCUGGAUCGGUGAGCAAGUUAAAAAUGGCCUCCAGCUUGGCACGAUACGCACCCCCUGAGGCAGUCACCGUACAGAUGUGAUCGUGGCUCAUUCGUUCUGUGUCUUGCGUGUGCCCACGGUUGCCGAGCUGUGGAGCGCUGACAUCCAAGGUAAUACUCUCAUAACCAUGGAGUGCCGCGUACCUGUGGGGCAUUGUUUGAGGGGGCUUCCACCUGAUCCGUGCUUGCAUCGAACUUACAUUCGUUGGUUCUCGAAAGCAAUUUCGAGAUAGUCAGGCCUGGAGUAGUCUGGUGUCGAACGAAAGGCACCCGUUACAAUGGCUAUUUUCGACGGUUUCGUUGCUCUUGACGCUUUGCCGCUCGCAGGCGCCGAAUCACCGGCUAUGUCGACAGAUGGGGAGCAAAUCCAUUCUCCAUUGUUACGGAUCCCCUCCUUACUAUCAUUGAGCUGUGCGAUGCCGCCGGCCGCCGUUGGCUUCGGUAUGAUCGCUCGAAUGGAUGAGGGCUUCGGCACGGGAAACUGAUCUUGCGGCAGCAGGCUUGCCAGCAUCGUCAAGCAGGCGUCUGGACGUCGUUCUGGCCUCCUUGGAGAUAUUUCAUGCGAAGAGGGGGACGACGAAAGGCUCAACGUGGACAGGACAAUCGAAGCGUCUUCGUGCGAGACAUAGACUCCUGCUAGGUACGGGCAUGUCCGUCGUACGGGCCUGUCCGUCUCGUCGUAACUGCAUGCUGAAUGCUAGUGGCGGUGCUGCGUACCUGUCUGGUUGUCGCUCGCCAAACGUGCAAUCACCCAAUUUAGCGCAACAUCCUCGCAAUCCAUCUCACGACUUAUCACGUCAAGCAGAGCCCUGUGGCACCACAUGCAGCAUAGCAGAAGGAGCCGGAUGGAACGGAAACGUGUUCGCGUGGCUGUGAUGCAUACCUCGGCAAGACGCGUGAGAAGGCCAUGAGCAAUGAGGUGGGCACCAU
Molecule: messenger RNA, 2494 nt
Organism: Vitrella brassicaformis
Lineage: Eukaryota; Vitrellaceae
Source: the annotation of a GenBank genome assembly